UGUACCAUGGUCCGUCCUCCCUGAAUUUCCUGCACAAUAUCUCCUCUCAUAUAAAUGGCGGGAGCGUCACCUUCCGGCUUCGACGAGAGUUUGCUCCCCUGAGUUCCAUUAUUAUUCAAACUGAACUCCCUCACACAUUAUUCGCACAGUUUGACUUCACUCCUCUCUCUCUUUCUCUCUCUCUUCCAAUUUCAAUCGUGAACGUUAAGGGUUUUGAAUCUAGGGUUUCUGAAAAAUUGAAGUCCAGGCCAAAGCGCCGAUUCAAUCGCCAAUGGAGGCCGCGGCUGGUGUUGCCACCGCACGCAAUGUUUCUACCCCCGUUUCCUCCCCUCAGCCUUCUCGCAAGGAGUGGCGUGUAGUCUCCGACCAUUCGGAACGUUCGGAUAAGGAGCGCUCCAAGUUUGGGCAGUCCGAUGAGAGAUUGAUAUACGAGGUGCAGCAAGGGAGAAAUCCAUCUGAUGUGGGCUUUUGUUCCCUUAUUCUUGAUGGUGGGCCGGACAAUGAUCUUCUGCAGCAGAGACUUCAUACUGUGGUGAACCAAAGAGAGGAGUUGCAAAGGAUGGAGACUGAGCUUCAGGCUCAGCUCAUUGCGAAAACUGAGAUGUUGGAGAUGAGAAAUACCUUUGACGCUCAAGUCAAAGAACAAGCAAACACCAAUGCGAAGCUUCAGGAGCAACUGCAAGAAAGGGCAGAGACAAUAUAUGAGCUGGAAAGCAGACUUGAAGAGAAGGAAAGGGAGUUGCAUGCAAUAAGAUUGGACAAUGAGGCGGCUUGGGCAAAAGAGGACCUACUUAGAGAACAAAGCAAAGAACUGCAAACCUACAUGAGAGAAAGAGACAACUCUGAAGCUGAAAGAGCUCAGUACAUAAAACAGAUUCACGAUUUUCAGGAACAUAUUCAAGAGAAAGAAAGGCAGUUCUUGGAAUUACAGGAACAAAACAGAAUUACUCAGGAAAACAUUGUUUACAGAGAUGAACAAAUGAGGGAGGCUCAGGCUUGGAUGAGCCGAUUUCAGGAAAUUGAGGCAUUGCAGCAAGCUGAACUACGUGAACGAACAGAACAGUGUAACCAGCUGUGGCUUGGUUGCCAGAGACAGGCUGCUGAGAUGGAGCGCCUACAUUUGCAUAUACAACAGCUCCAGGCAGAAUUGACAGAGGCUAAAGAAAGGAAUAACACUAUCUCUGAUGGCUCUCAAGUGUCUAAAUCAAGCUCUAAAGAUACUGCUCAGAUUGGAAAGAGAAGUAGUGGCCUACUUCUUGAUAGUGGAAAGGAUGUUUCAGGUGUAAAAUCUGGCCACUUAUCCAAUGGACAUGAUGAAAGUGAUUCUUCAUUAUCUGCAAUGAAUGCAUCAACUCAGAAUGAUCAUCUCCAUGGUCUUUCACUUGCUCCUUCAUCUUUACUUGGGAUGCCAACCUACAUCUCUCCAGGACAGAUUACUGCUUUACACCCCUUUUUAAUGCACCAACAGGGUAUUCCUCCUGUUCCUCAGUCUCAUGUUGUGCAUUUCCACUCUGUACCUGGAUCUGCUAUGCCAUCAGUUCAACAUUGGCCUAACCAACAGGUUGCACCUGAUGGUUCUGAGUUGUCUUCCCACAAUCAAUCUUCUCUCCAAACUGAUUCAACCUUGUUGAGAUCCAAUUCUAGCUAUCAGUAUGAAACUUCUGUCAACGGGAAUGGUUUUCAUUCAGAGCAUCCGGAUACCAAUAUUAUCCACAAGAUUGAAUCACCAGAUUCUGUAGCUCAUUCAAAUGAAGUGGAGCAGAAAAAUCAGCAGACCUUGCAAUAUAUCUCCUCUCAGAUUCAUAAUGGGCUAAGGUUGGAUCCUAAUGUACAAAAGAAUGAGUUUCAGGUGAAUGGUGUAAACUCUUCAUCAAUUCCAGGGAUCGAAUCCCAAGGAUCGAUGAUAGGGGAAAUUACUUCUCCUGCUGAGUAUUCACCUUUGAACAUUCUAGAGCAGGCGAGCAACUCAAACGAGAAAGUAACAAACUCCAACGCUAAUACUACUUUACCCGAAUCCAUGGUUUCUAUGGGCCAGAAAAAUGCAUAUCCUGUUAACCCUGCUGAACCUAUCUUACUUGAUGAACAAUCAUUACUAGCCUGCAUAGUUCGCACCAUUCCACCUGGUUCUAGUGGUCAAAUUAGGAUAAGUACAACGCUCCCAAAUAGGCUAGCAAAAAUGCUUGCACCCCUGCACUGGCAUGAUUACAAGAAAAAGUAUGGGAAACUUGAUGACUUUGUAGCAAGUCAUCCUGAAUUGUUUGUGGUUGAUGAUGACUAUAUUCAACUUCGAGAAGGAGCUCAAGAGAUCAUAGCAGCCACUGCAGCUGUGGCUAAAGUUGCUGCAGCAACUGCAGUCCCAUCAUUGUAUCCGUCGCGUUUACAUUCUGUUGCUGUUACGCCCAUGGCUCAAUCUCACAGGUUGAAGAAGAAUGCAGAUGCCAUUUCUCAGUCUGUGGCAAUGCAAAGUCAGCAUUCCAAUAGUUCUUGCAGUGUGGGUGAGGGCAUCGCAAAUGUAAAAAAUUUGGCUAAACCCAGAGGUCCAGUGGAGCUCAAUGCAUCUGAAACUCAUCCUGCACAGCUCCCAAUGGGUAAUGGAAUCCACCCUCAGAAAAAUGAUUUAGUCACUUCUCAAAUAAAGGGAUCAUCUCUUGGGAGAGGCAAUGUGAAUGCACAUGGUAAACAUCGUGGCAGGAUUAACGUGCUUCCAUCCAACUCAAGAAGAUAGUAAGUACACUCUUUUGUUGUAAUAUGCUCACUUGUGAGGGAGCAUAAUACAGUUUAACUAUGUAAAAAUUCAAUGUCUCACUCAAAGAGUACAUUAACAACCAAUCCUUUAAACCCAAAAUAUUGGGGUCUGCUAUGAGAACCAAUAUUUCUUCUUUGUGUAGGGGUAAGGUUUGCAUUCACAGUCUACACACCCUUCAUAGACCCUACUUUUUGUGGGAUUUCUCUGGGUUGUUGCUACAAAAACCAACAAUCUCUUGUGACCCUUCACUAGAAUUCUCAUUCUCAUACUCAUUUUACUAUGUACUAUAUGUUCUCUAAGUCGUAAUGCAUUAGUCUCUUUUUACACAUUCAAUCCAUAUCAUUUUUGGUAUACUGCAGAUCUUCCACUCUUAAAUUUUCAAGACUCAACCCUCUUUAUUGGGAAGCUUGCUUCUCAACAGCUGAGGUGCCCAAAUCAGCCUAACCAACUUUUCAUUAAUCUUCAAAUGUUGCUACUUCAAACACCUCUUUGUAUCUUCUUGUUGCAUUCUAUUAAUUCAAAAUCAUGCCACACCAAUUCAGCACAAACAUCUUCAUCAUGCUAUCUUCAUUAUUA
Molecule: messenger RNA, 3322 nt
Organism: Cuscuta campestris
Lineage: Eukaryota; Viridiplantae; Streptophyta; Magnoliopsida; Solanales; Convolvulaceae
Source: the annotation of a GenBank genome assembly